AUGGCUAUUACCGUAGGGCAGCCAGCCCCCGAUUUCACCCUCCACGAAAAUCCGCAAACCCGCCACAGCCUCAGCGACUACCGCGGCAAGAACGUGGUGCUCGCCUUCUUCCCCGGUGCUUUCACCGGUGUCUGCACCACCGAAAUGUGCACCCUCAGCGACCGCAUCGACCAGUUCGAAUCUAUGAACGCCGUCGUCCUCGGAAUAACCGUGGACCCGCCCUUCUCCCAGGGUGCCUGGAAGGCAGCUAACAAUGUCAAUUACACCUUCCUCAGCGAUUACAACCGGGAGGUUGUGAACGCUUAUGAUGUCGCGCUGCCCGGCCUCGCCGGUAUGGAAGGCUACGUUGCCGCCAAGCGCGCCGUCACCAUUGUUGACGGCGACGGCGUCGUCCGCUACCACUGGGUGGCCGACAGCCCCGCCAACGAGCCCGACUACGAAGCAGUGCAGGCCGCCGUCGCCGCUCUGUAA
Geodia barretti is the source of this 471-nucleotide messenger RNA. Lineage: Eukaryota; Metazoa; Porifera; Demospongiae; Tetractinellida; Geodiidae. The record is from the annotation of a GenBank genome assembly.